This is a messenger RNA of Pantherophis guttatus, 5302 nucleotides long. RefSeq names its product CD2 associated protein (gene CD2AP). The record is from RefSeq and is a predicted model, not a curated record. Gene Ontology annotation, molecular function: protein binding. Gene Ontology annotation, biological process: cell migration; actin filament organization. Lineage: Eukaryota; Metazoa; Chordata; Lepidosauria; Squamata; Colubridae.
CGCCAGCGAGCGCUGCGGACGGCGCAGAUUUGGCGGGCUGCUGUUACUGCUGCUGCUGCCGCCGCUGCCACCACCACGGAGCGAGCCCGACUCCUCCUGCCCGAGUCGCGCCGUGCGAAUGCUUGAUGGGGAGCUGCCGAGUCCGGCCUGAGCUUGGCGGCUGCUAGAGCGUGAGGCCCGGGAGGCUGAGGAAGGAGCGGCGGCGGCGGCGGGGUUGCAGCCCAGCCGGGCUCGCACAGCAUGGUUGAAUAUGUUGUGGAAUAUAAUUAUGAUGCUGUACAUGAUGAUGAGCUAACCAUUCGAGUUGGUGAAAUCAUAAGGAAUGUAAAAAAGCUUGAAGAGGAAGGAUGGCUAGAAGGAGAACUAAAUGGGAAAAGGGGCAUGUUUCCUGAUAACUUUGUUAAGGAAGUUAAAAGAGAAAUUGAAUCUAAAGAAGAUGGUUUGCCAGUCAAAAGAGAAAGGCAUGGAAAUGUGGCCAACCUUGUUCAGCGUAUGAGUACUUAUGGGCUUCCAACCGGAGCAUUCCAGCCUCAGGGUAAAGGCUUCAGAAGAAGGUCAAAAAAGCGACCAUGUAAAGUUCUGUUUGAAUAUACUCCUCAGAAUGAGGAUGAGUUAGAACUGAAAGUAGGUGACAUUGUAGACGUGAAUGAAGAGGUGGAAGAAGGCUGGUGGAGUGGGACUUUAAAUGGCAAGACGGGCCUUUUUCCUUCUAACUUUGUAAAAGAACUAGAGAUUACAGAUGAUGGAGAAGUACAAGAAAGCUUAGAAGACACAGAAUCUGUUUUUCAUGGACCACAGUCUCCUGCAACCUCACCAGGAAAUGGUAGCGAGUCUCCACAGAUAGCACAACCAAAGAAAAUCAGAGGAGUUGGGUUUGGAGAUAUUUUCAAAGAAGGCUCAGUAAAACUUAAGCCGAGAUUGUCUAGUAAUGAUUCAGAAGAAAAAAAGCAAGAUAAGCCAUUACCUAAUCUUCCAUCUGGACCAAAGGUAACCUCAUUCCAUGGCACAACAAAAUCAGAAAUGGCAACAGAAAUUGCAAAAACAGAAACAGAAAGCAAACAAAAACCUAAAGAAUACUGCAAAACUGUGUUUGCCUAUGAAGGUACUCAUGAAGAUGAACUUAAUUUUAAAGAAGGUGAUAUUAUCCAAAUAAUAAGUAAGGACACUGGGGAGGAAGGAUGGUGGAGAGGCAUUCUUAAUGGCAAAGAAGGAGUUUUUCCAGAUAACUUUGCAGUUCAGAUUCAUGAAUCUGAUAAAGAUUUUCCCAAGCCAAAGAAGCCACCACCUCCUGCAAAAAGUCAAGGUUCUAAGGCUGAUCUUCUGCCUGUGGAGAAGAAGUUUCCUCAUCUCAGGAAUGAAGAAAAGGAUGAAAAACCAGUGUUGGAUCAGAAGAUCUCUAAACCAGUGGCUCCCCAAGUACCACCAAAAAAACCUGUCCCUCCAAACAAGGCUAAUAGCAUAUUAAAAGCUGGGAUCUUGCUUUCAAAAUGGCCAGAUAAAACAGUUUUGCAACCACCAGUUCCUAAGAUAAAUGGGGAAAUUGCAUCCUGGAGGCCAAAGUCCGAAAUUGAGCCAACAGUGAAACCAAAGAUAGACUCUGAACAGUUACCAUUGAAAUCAAAAUCAGUAGAGGUAGACUCAGCCGCACUACGGAACUUGAAAGAAACAGAACUUUUAAGUUUUGAUGAUCUAUCGCCUACCUCAGAUAAUUUAUCACAUCCCACUGCAAAUAGGCCAAAGAUGCCCGGCAGAAGACUUCCUACUCGCUUCAAUGGCAAUGGCAAGAAUCCUCCUACUCAAAACAUAGAAAAAAAUGUGAAGGUGCGUAAAGAGGAAGAAGAAAGUGCCAAAUUAAAAUUAUCUGAGUGUAAAAAGCCAUCAAAACUUACUUCACCAGUUCUGACUUCAUUACCACGACCAAGUUCUAUUGUAAUAAAUGCAAUUGCUGGAGAAGCAAAGCUCAACCAGGAAACAGAUGAAGGGGAAAAAUAUUCUAUAGAAGAACUAAGAUCUCAGAUCUUUGAUCUCCUGUUGGCUGUAGAAAGCUUGAAAAAGGAGCAUGGGAAACAACUGGAAAAACUGAAAAAAGAAUUGGAGGAAGAAAAGCAGAUGCGAAGUACCUUAGAGAUGGAAAUAGAAAAGCUCAAGAAAGCUCUCAUAACUACAUGAAAGAGCCGCAUUCCGUUGAUCCUUAAUGUGCCAGGAUUUCAGAAUCAGAAAUGAAAUUGACUUUUUUAAACCUCAAGCCAACGGAUGAUAGCAUUCCAUUAGAAAAAAAAAUCUGAGUAUAAUCUUAUUUAUAUUCUGUGAGCUAUGAGGAAAAAAAUGGAUAGCUUUUUUGUUUGUUUCUUGCCAAUAUAGGAGAGGCCUUAUUUCUUACUGUGCAGUAUGGCAGGGUUUGCUUGAGAAUACUACUGAAUCUGUAUAAAAGGGGGGUUCUUAGUAUAUUUUUAUUGAAUAUACCCUAAUUUUAAGAGAUCUGUACUAUAAAUAAGGCAAUAUAACUUUGCAAAUAAACUGUAAAAAUAUAUAGUAUAGGAGAGAGGCAAAUGGUAUAGUUUUGUACGUUUACUAGUCUUUUCAUCAUGCUAAAGGGAAUAUGACGUUAAUCAUAUGCUGUUUUAUUGUUCAGGUCUUUUGAGUUUGUUCUCACUAUGAAGCAGAAGGAUCACCAAACUCUACCACUAUGAUAUUGUAAUAUUUCCUUAACUGAGAAUCCAAAGUACAGUACUGUGAUUCUUGCACUAUAGAAUUUAUAGAAAAGGUCUAUAAUUAGGACAUAUGGACACAUAUAAACACAUGAAUACUUAGAAAAAUCAAGGGAUAAAAUUGAGAUAAUCCUAUAAUAUGACAUUUUUGCUAAUUUCUACAGAAUUGACAUGUUAAAUAUUCUCUUGAGUGUUUCAUUUCUUUUUACAAAUUAUAAAUCUAACACUACAAUAUUAUGAGCUUUAAAAUGCUUUGCACUAAUAAUUGUAAAAUUUUAAAAACCUACAUAUAACAAAAUAUUUAAAGCUACCAGUUUUCUAAAUGCAGUCUUAAAAUAAGGGUAUAUCAUCUACAUAGUUGUUAAAGAAUUCAGUAAAUCAAUAAUGAGUUUUUAGAUAAAUAUUUGGCUUAUGUUUUAAAAUUCAAAUUGAAUUACUGUAUAUUUUUAACAAAGUUUCUUUGAGUCAUCUUGUUUUAAGUUAUUUCUACAGCCUAAAAUCCCAUUUAUUUUCUGUAAAGAAGAAAAACUGAACUUAUUCAGUGCUCUGUUCAAGCCAAAGAUAAAAGUAUAAUUCAGCCCUUUUUUCUUCUAGCAUUGCUAUCCUAAAACUUCAUUGAAAGAGGAAACUGUUUCAUUAAUGAUUUUAGGCUUGUUCUAAAUGAGUGGAAUGUUUUGAUGCCUAUGUCCUGUUUUAUAUGGCAAUAAUAUUUUGUCUUGGAUGUGAGCAAACCAUGUUGGUGUUUUUAACAUAAAUCUUAAUUCUAAUUGCAAUUAUAAAUCAGUGGAUUAAAAUUGGAAAUGAAAAAAUGGGUGUGUAAAGUCAUGAUGCCUGUUUGCUUACUAUAUAUAUACAGAGCUAAUAACAUAUAACUAAUAUAUCACUUAAUGAUCAUCCUCUGUUGCCAGUUUUUUCUUAGUAAUCAUAGUAAUAAAUAAUGUUCUCAGAUUAUUAAUUUCUAGCUCAAAGAGAUUCAUUUCAUACUAAUUUAUAAAGAGAUUGAUUAUUCUUGGCUUAGUAGUCAAAAUUACCAUUUGUGGGUUUAUUGGCCUCCUCAUUUUGCAGAGAAUUCAGAGAUGGGAGGCAUGUUUGGUCUUGAACAGAUCAUUUGCAAGUAAUCCCCUGCAAAAUUUAGGAGAAAGAGCAAUAAGCCAUCUUCUUCAACAAACAUGGUGGACUGCAGACAAAAAAGUUGCCCAUCCUCCAAAGUACCUAAAGUACCAUUGUAUUUUGUUGUUGCUGUUUUAUCUAAAAAGUAGUUAGAAAAGCUUCCCCCACUUUUCUUUGUCAUAGGAAAAACUAGUUUUUUAUAUUUCCGUGAAUAGCAGCAGUUACACAUUCUAGGUGUCAUUUUGCAGAGUUUUGCAGAAUAGAAACUUAGAAACCAUUUGCCUUUUCUCUCCCAAUGUUCAUUAAAGUAUUAUUUUUUUUCCAGUACAAGGUAGCUUUUUGAUAGCACCUUCAACCCUGACUUUCUAUUUUUUUUAACCUACACACACACACACACACACACACACACACACACACACUAACACUAUACAAUUGAGAAAGCAUGGGGAAUUUUAAAACGUGACUUUGGGUUUACAAACAAAAAACAAAAAAUAAACCCAAGCACCAGCAAUGAGAGAUAGUUCGUACUUUCUUGGGAACACUCCAGCAUAGAGCAAAGCUGCCUUUUCUUUAUUCCAUAUCCCCACAGAAGAAAGAUAUUUUUUCUCUCUUGCAAGGGGAUUUUUUUAAAAAGCUGCAAGGAUUUUUUCACCAAAAAUCCACUUCUUCCUUCUGGUAACUGAACUUGAAGGGAAAAUGACUUCUUCAUUCUUCCUAGGAUAAGAAAAGGAAUGAUUUUCCUCUUCCCUUCAUACUUUUUCAGAAGCAGAAAUAAUAAGUAAAAAUGGUGCCUUAAAAAGAAAAGCCUUACUUGCACUAGUCAAAACAUAGUUCUGUUCCUCCCCAAAGCUAUACUGAAUUGUUCCACAACUAGAGGUUUUGGUGCAGUACCGAACCUGGGCAGAGUGGAACAGCACACUCAGUAAGAGGAGAUAGAUGUAUGAUCUCUUAAUUGAUCAAAUCCAUCCUAAAUUAAACAAAAUGGCCUUGAGUGUUGAAAUUUGAGAGGUUUUUUUCUGAUUUCAGUUCCUUUACACCCUACCAUGAUUAUGCAAACAAGAAUUGGUUUUAAUUUAAAAAAGGUUAUUUAUAUACUCCUUAUUUAGAACCUGAAUGUGAGGCAGAAUAGGUCACUGUAAAACAGUUUUUUUCUACCUUGAAGCUUAUAGCAGAUAAAUUUAAGACAAUCAUGGAACUCAGAAGUGUUAAUUAUUAUAUUGUCUUUUUUCCUGUAGCAAUAAAUAACCAAGUGCAAUGACUGAUGUAAUAAAUCCUAGAGAUUGCCACUAUGAAGGGUUUUUUUUUUAAUGAUGGCUAUUUUCUCUAAUGUCUGUCUUUAUGCUCUGUGAUGGGAAAUGGGACUGGAUGCAGACAUUCCAAAGAAUAAAAUUUUUUUCAAGGAGGAAUCUUUACUGACUUGUUUACAGGUGCUGCAAAAUUAUGUAUGCUAUCAGAAUGCCACAAAUAAAAUUAUAUGCUGUUAA